This is a messenger RNA of Fomitiporia mediterranea MF3/22, 1317 nucleotides long. Its product is annotated as kinase-like protein. The record is from RefSeq and is a predicted model, not a curated record. Gene Ontology annotation, biological process: protein phosphorylation. Gene Ontology annotation, molecular function: protein kinase activity; ATP binding. Lineage: Eukaryota; Fungi; Basidiomycota; Agaricomycetes; Hymenochaetales; Hymenochaetaceae. The coding region runs from base 1 to 1317 and encodes 438 amino acids. The transcript has 9 exons.
AUGCACGACUACUGGAAGAAAUACAUUACACGAUUAGAAAACGAGCCUGGCCGACGAUGCUUUGAGAAGGACGACGCGUGGACGUCACCAGUACCAAAACAUGCUGUCAAUCUCGGGGUUCAAUCUCGAUCGGUUGGCAUCUAUUCUCUCGAAACGCUCGGCAAUGAGUCAACGGACAUUCAAGGAACAUUGCAAGGCCCGUCGCACACACACUGGGCCUAUGCAGCAAGGCAGCAUAGACGUUGGCCUUAUAUGCGUACUUCAUCCCGUGUAAUACCUGCAGGAGAUUCAUCUUGCAAAGCUUGCGCUCGUAGGAAGCGACUCCAAUACAGCAUGGCUAGCGGUGCUCAAGCAGCAGAAUCGAGGAGGGCAUCAGUUAUCGAAAAGCUAAAAAAUGCAAAACUUCCCGAAUAUACUCAAGAUAGUUUUGCAGCGUCUCGUCUCAUCUUGCCAACCUCAAGCCGCACGAUCUUGACUCAUGGUAUGCUUAGAAUGCAGCGGAAUGCAGAGGGGAAUGAAGACAGUGUAGUUGUCAUCAAGUCUCUUAAUGGUGCGUAUGCCACUCACAGGACGGGGGACAAGGCAGAGGAGGACAAAUACAGGAAUAAGCUAUUUUCCUAUUUCGAAAGAGAAACUGAUAUCUGGAUACGUGCUCGAUCUCAUCCGAAUAUCACCUCACUCUGUGGAUUUAUGCCCUACUAUGGCAUGGAUAACCUUCCGGUCCUCAUAUUUCCAUUUCAUCGUCUCGGAAAUCUUCGCAUGUAUGUUUACCAACACGAAAUGAGCAGCAAAUCGAAGCUUCUUCUUCUGCGAGAUGUAGUGCAUGGUCUCAAACACUUACAUGGCCUACAAGAUCCAAUAGUGCAUAGGGACCUCUCAGGGUCGAAUGUCCUCUUGAAAGAGACUCCCACAGGAAUCGUCGCCUGCAUCAACGACUUUGGAUCGGCAAAACUGAUCGAUCCGGAUUUGAACGUCGUAUGUAGCUCAACGCAAGCUACCAAUUACAAGUGGCAGCCGCCGGAGUACGUGAAGUCCAAGACUUUUCGUGAAAGUUAUACAAAUCCGAAGCCGUCGGGUGAUAUAUGGUCUUUUGCGUGUGUUGUACUAGAGAUACUUACUGAAGGUGAUCCGUGGCCACGAACCGCCGAUGUAGUGGUAGAGCUCGAGAAGGGUCACCAUCCUCCGUACCCUAACAAAGACUUCAAGAAGAAGUACGGGGACUUCCUUGAAGGCUGUUGGAGAUCUUCGCCGGGCAAGCGAUAUACUGCUGAGAAAGUGAUAUCAAAACUGGAUAGUCUUAUUAAUGCAGAGAGCUAG